Pollicipes pollicipes is the source of this 1059-nucleotide messenger RNA. Its product is annotated as homeobox protein engrailed-1-B. Lineage: Eukaryota; Metazoa; Arthropoda; Thecostraca; Pollicipedomorpha; Pollicipedidae. The transcript has 2 exons. The record is from RefSeq and is a predicted model, not a curated record. Gene Ontology annotation, biological process: neuron differentiation; regulation of transcription by RNA polymerase II; multicellular organism development. Gene Ontology annotation, molecular function: RNA polymerase II cis-regulatory region sequence-specific DNA binding; DNA-binding transcription factor activity, RNA polymerase II-specific. Gene Ontology annotation, cellular component: nucleus. The annotation marks the transcript as partial.
CCGGCCGACACCAGCCUCAGCAUCCUGGCCAGCAUCCAGCGCAUUGUCGAGAACCACGCCAAGCUGCUGGAGGCGCGCGCGCCGCCGCUGGACCGGCGGAAGCCUUGCACGGCCGUGCAGCCGGCGUCGGCCGGCCAGCGCAGCCCCAGCCCGCCGCGGCCGCCGCCAGCUCACCAGCAGCCGCUGCUCAACUCGCGGCUCAGCUUCUCCAUUGAGAACAUACUGCGGCCCGACUUCAGCCUGGCGCCGGGCCUGGCGCAGCUGCGCGCCUUCCAGGCGGCGGCGGCGGCAGCGGCGGCGGCGGCGGCGGCGGCGGCGGCGGGGCACGAGCGUGCCGAGCCGGUGGACCUGCGCCGGGGAAGCAGCGCCAGCCCUCGAGCCAAGCCGGCCGCAUCGCCGGCCGUCGAGCCGCAGGGUGACAACCGCUGGCCCGCCUGGGUCUACUGCACGCGCUACUCGGACCGGCCGUCGUCAGGUCCGCGCAGCCGCAAGGUCAAGAAGCGGAAGCCGCCAGAGGAGAAGAGGCCACGCACCGCCUUUACCACGGAGCAGCUGGCGCGGCUGAAGGUCGAGUUCCAGGAGAACCGCUACCUCACCGAGAAGCGGCGCCAGGACCUGGCCCAGGAGCUCAGCCUCAACGAGUCGCAGAUCAAGAUCUGGUUCCAGAACAAGCGCGCCAAGAUCAAGAAGUCGUUGGGCCUGCGGAACCCGCUGGCGCUGUCGCUCAUGUCGGAGGGGCUCUACAACCACGCCACUGUUCCUGUCGAAGAGGACGACUGAGGCGGCGCGGCACGCAGCGCCCGGGACGAGUCAGCACCGGAAGCAACCGACCUGCGGCGCGGGAGCGCAGAUCACAGCCGGCUCGGACUGAAGCGGCCGGCCGACCUCAGAGGCCAGCGUCCUCCCGUGCGGGGCGGCCAGCGGCGACCGCCCGCUAGAGCUCAGAGGGAAGGUGGAGCGGACGUCGCAGGGGUGAGAGCGGUGCGCUCCAGCGGCGCCCCGCCAGAGCUCAGAGGGCCAGCGGUGGCGGCCGUCGGCCAGAGCUCAGAGGGCCAGCGG